This is a messenger RNA of Rhizophagus irregularis DAOM 181602=DAOM 197198, 1186 nucleotides long. RefSeq names its product pyruvate dehydrogenase E1 beta subunit. Gene Ontology annotation, biological process: pyruvate decarboxylation to acetyl-CoA. The record is from RefSeq and is a predicted model, not a curated record. NCBI's taxonomy places the organism in Eukaryota, Fungi, Glomeromycota, Glomeromycetes, Glomerales, Glomeraceae. Gene Ontology annotation, molecular function: pyruvate dehydrogenase (acetyl-transferring) activity.
UGCGACUUCAAACGAAGUUACGAUGCCCGUAAGAGAUGCUUUGAAUAUUGCGCUUGAAGAAGAAUUUAUUCGUGAUGAACGUGUUUUUUUGAUCGGUGAAGAAGUUGCUCAAUAUAAUGGUGCUUAUAAGGUAUCAAAGGGCUUACUCGACAAAUUUGGCCCAAAAAGAGUGAUUGACACGCCAAUUACAGAAGCAGGUUUUGCAGGUUUAGCUGUUGGUGCGGCAUUAUCGGGGUUGAGGCCAAUUUGUGAAUUUAUGACAUUUAAUUUUUCCAUGCAAGCAAUUGAUCACGUAGUUAAUUCUGCAGCAAAGAUAUUAUAUAUGUCUGGUGGAACUGUAACAUGCCCAAUAGUUUUCCGUGGACCAAACGGUUCAGCUGCUGGUGUUGCCGCUCAACAUUCACAAGAUUACUCAGCAUGGUAUGGUGCUAUUCCUGGGUUAAAGGUAGUUUCUCCAUGGGAUAGUGAAGAUGCUAAGGGUUUAUUGAAGGCCGCAAUAAGAGAUCCUAACCCUGUAGUUGUGUUAGAAAAUGAACUGCAAUAUGGAGUUUCUUUUCCAAUGUCUCAAGAAGCAAUGUCACAAGAUUUUAUUCUGCCAAUUGGAAAAGCAAAAAUAGUACGUGAAGGAAAAGAUGUAACUAUUGUAUCACAUUCAAGAUCAAUAAAUUAUUGCCUAGAAGCGGCUGAAAAAUUGCAUAGUGAAGAAGGGAUAUCCUCUGAAAUUAUUAAUUUACGUUCAAUUAGACCGCUUGAUGUUAAUGCAAUUGUAAAUUCAGUGAAGAAAACUAAUCAUUUGGUGGCAGUUGAAGCAGGAUUUCCCCAAUUUGGAGUUGGUAGUGAAAUAUGCGCUAUAGCAAUGGAAACGGAAGCAUUUGACUAUUUGGAUGCUCCAGUAGAAAGGAUAACCUGUGCUGAUAUUCCCACCCCAUAUGCGGAGAAUUUAGAAAAUUUAUCUUUUCCAAAUACAGAUGUAAUUGUUAAAGUUGUAAAACGUACUUUAUAUAGAAAAAAGUAGCUAAGGUUAAAUUCUACUUGAAUUAGAAACCCCUAUUACUAUAUUCAGGAUUCUUAAUUUUAAAUUGAUAUUUUUAAUUAUAUUAUCUUCGAAUUAUCAACUUUUUCAAUACUUGUUACGUGAUAAAUAGUUUUUUUAACAAUGUAAAAAGAAUUGGUAGUUAAAAUCUUU